AUGGAACGCAAACCCACCAGACCCUCUCGCAGCCGAGCAGUAAGCCAGUACCAAUAUCAGAGAACAUAUCAAGCUUGCAUAGCUUGCGCGAAGCGCAAGACUAAAUGCAGACGCAGUGACAAUGGAACGUCAUGCGAAAGGUGCGAGAAGAAGGGCAUCCGGUGUAUGUUUAAUAGCAAACAACCCUGGUCGCGAGGCACCUCUAGAGGACAUAAAGAAAAUACAUGUUUACCAUCAGCCACUCCUAAUGCCCCUUCUAGUCCAGCACUCAGUAUGAGAGGGGGCCAUGAUAUGGACGGAGCACAUAGUCCACCUACAAAUGAGACGCGAAAGGAUGACAACCUGAGAGUCGAUAAUAAUUUGCAUCUCGAACAAACUAAUACUGGGAAUGAAUUUUCACCGUCCAUGUUGGAGACGGUGGUGUCGAACGAACAGGAUGCCAUGAGAUUGCUAUUCAAAGCGGCGGCACCAUCCCAACCUUCUAUCGAAGUCGCUGCACCGCAAUGCUCGAGCAUUGAGGACAAUGAGAGCAACUACCCAGACGCUCUUCGCGUGUGGAAUGCCUGCCGCUUCGUUCGGAUGGGGUGGUUUACAGCUCAGGAGGCCAUAUCUUUGAUAGAAUGGUUCUUCACUCAUCUCAGUCCACUUUCGCCAAUCCUGACAGAUUUCUAUGCUACUAUCUCAAACCAAUUCUGGCUUGUGACUCAAGAGCCCUUCCUCUGUUGCACAAUCCUCCUCCUGGCCUCACGCUACCACAUUCUUCCCGGUCGGGCUGGGCGAGUACGAUCCUCGUUUAUCCAUCACCGUCUCAGCCAGCACUGCCAGCAUCUCUUGCUGCGAGUCAUGCUCGGGCAGGAAAAAAUUUCCAAAGCCAAGACACGAACCCUAGGAACAAUCGAGGCAUUAUUGUUACUCUGUGAAUGGUAUCCCAAGUCGUUACAUUUUCCCCCAGAAAGCGAUGGUUGGGACUCGGAUCUGAUCUUGACAAACCCGGAUGUGCGCGACCCACAGCUAGACAGCGAGCAUGAGCCCUCUGUCUCAGUUCAGUGGCAACAAGAAGUUAUUGAGCCGACGAAGCGUCUCGAGCGUAUGUCCUGGAUGAUACUCAGUGCGGCCGUUGCUCUUGCCCAUGAGUUGGGCGUGUUCAAAGAUAAUUCAACCUUGGCACUAGCAGAGAAUCAAACUCGAUCAGAUAGCAGAAUAUAUCUUGAAAAUCUGGAACUGAGGCGACAACGACUUCCCUGUCUGCUACUGAUCUUUUCAAAUAUUGCAUCUACACGAAUUGGGUGUGACUCGCUCAUUUCCUUGGGCUCUAGCUCACCGAGCAGUCUCCUGACUGCAGACGCCAAAUGGUGGACUCCUAUGGAGCUAUGGGUACGCCUCAUGCAUAUCUUCAGGUCAAUAACGUCUAGUUAUGCCGCCAUCUUGAAGGAGGCUAGAGCCGAUGCCUCAGUCAGCUCUUUGAUCAAUGAGGAAAGUCAAGAGCUCUCCGAAUGGCGAUCCAGCUUCGAGGCCAUCAGCGUAGAACAGCAAAGCUUCAAUGACACUCUCUUCAUCGAUUACCAACAUGUAUACACCAUACUAAACUCCAUCGGCAUGCAGCACAGGCUCGAUCAUCAGUCUUCGCAAGACAACACUGCUCCCUGCGGAUACACGGAUGCUGUGCUUGAGGGCUGCACCCAGAUCCUCAAUAGAAUAUCUAGCUUGAGCCAAAGUGGGCUAUUGCAGUAUAUGCCCGUUCGCCUCUUUUUCCGAAUGGCUAGUAGUUCGAUAUUCCUUCUCAAGGCUUUGGCUCUAGGGACCACCCGUGUGCGACAUUGUCUAGCUCUUGAAGCACUAGAGUCAACGAUCGCAAAGUUACAGGAGGUAUUAGCCGAGGAUGAGCUUCACCUAGGUGGUCGCUAUGCAAAGCUUCUGGAAAUUGUGGUAGCCCGUCUCCGGAAAAGUCUCCUUGAUGCAUCGCCCUUCGACGAGAGUCCCAGAACAGCGCAGGGCAAGGGCACCAGCAGCCAGCAUUAUAUGGGAGAUCCGAAUACAGAGGCCUUACCUAUAAGAACUGAUAGUACGAGUCCUGCCGUACAGGGCCUGGAUUAUGACGGUCUUGACCUUUUGAGCGACGACCAGUGGCUCUCUCUUCCCUUCGACAGUUCCAUGGCGCCCUUUGGGUCCUUAAUUGGGGAUUUAGGAGUUAUGCCUGAUACUAUUGAUACAGGGCUUGAUUUCUUAUGGAAUCUGCCGCCUUGA
Molecule: messenger RNA, 2244 nt
Organism: Aspergillus welwitschiae
Lineage: Eukaryota; Fungi; Ascomycota; Eurotiomycetes; Eurotiales; Aspergillaceae
Product: Zn(II)2Cys6 transcription factor
Exons: 4
Coding region: 1-2244 (747 amino acids)
Biological process (GO): positive regulation of transcription by RNA polymerase II; aromatic amino acid catabolic process
Cellular component (GO): nucleus
Molecular function (GO): DNA-binding transcription factor activity, RNA polymerase II-specific; zinc ion binding
Source: RefSeq, a predicted model, not a curated record